AAUUAGUGCAGACUAAUGGUCAAGGUCGCGCAAUGGCGGACGAUAAAAAUGUGACUGAGACAAAAUCGGAAAACACUGCUGAGAAUAAGGAACCAACACUGCAGAAAGAUGUUAAAAAUGACGCAGAUGAUCUUGACAAACUACUAGAUUCCGCCCUAGGCGAUUUUGAAGAAACCGCUACAGAAGAAAAACCUAAACAAGAUGUCUCAGAAAAUGACAAGCAGGAUAAGCGACCUCUUGAACACUUCGAUCCUAAUGCAUUCGCUUCAUUUUUCGGGGGUGGAGAUCAGAAUGCUGACUUCCAAGCUCAAAUGCAUGACGCCAUGAAUCAAUUCUUAGGACCAGAUCACGCAAAAGAAAUGUUUGCCGAGUUUGAAAAAAUAGCAGAAAGUACUAUGGGAAAAGAAGAAACCCCUGAAGGAAUUCCUGAAGGCGACUUCAACGCAGCAAUAUCAGAAACCUUAAACAAUUUAGAAGCCAAUACCGCAGACCUUAAAAACUUGAACCUUUCCGAGGAUGAUGUUAAAGGAUUAUUGGGAAAUUUUAACGAUAGCGAAAUGUUACAAAAUAUGAUGAAAACAUUAUUAUCUAAAGACCUAUUGUAUCCUUCUUUAACUGAAUUAAGAGAUAAAUACCCAUCGUGGUUAGUAGAGAACGAAUCAAAACUUUCCAAGGAGGAUAAAGACAGAUUUAAAAAGCAAUCGGACAUUGUAAAACAAUUAGUUGAGAUUUACGACGAAGAAAAAGAGUCAGAUAGUGAUGAAAUGAAGAAGCAGAGAUUCGAAAAAUUAAUGAAUUUAAUGCAAGAUAUGCAAUCUUGUGGCCAUCCUCCAAAAGAAAUAGUCGGAGAUGUGGAUCCUAUUGACUUGAGCGCAAACCAGUGUUCAGUGAUGUAA
Messenger RNA from Dimorphilus gyrociliatus, 896 nucleotides. Lineage: Eukaryota; Metazoa; Annelida; Polychaeta; Dinophilidae. The record is from the annotation of a GenBank genome assembly.